Molecule: messenger RNA, 2864 nt
Organism: Lepidothrix coronata (blue-crowned manakin)
Lineage: Eukaryota; Metazoa; Chordata; Aves; Passeriformes; Pipridae
Gene: MYO1H
Product: myosin IH
Exons: 28
Coding region: 28-2748 (906 amino acids)
Biological process (GO): vesicle transport along actin filament; actin filament organization
Cellular component (GO): actin cytoskeleton; vesicle; myosin complex
Molecular function (GO): microfilament motor activity; ATP binding; actin filament binding
Source: RefSeq, a predicted model, not a curated record
GAAGUGGACGACAACACCGACGAGAACAUGGAGGGGGCUCUGAUAGCCCGGGACAGGGUCGGGGUGCAGGACUUUGUGCUCCUGGACUCCCACACCAGCGAGGCUGCUUUCCUCAACAACCUGCGGAAGCGGUACCAGGAGAACCUCAUCUAUACAUACAUUGGUACCCUCCUUGUGUCUGUGAACCCUUACAAGGAGCUGGACAUCUACACCGUGACUCAGAUGCAGCUCUACCGAGGGGUGAACUUCUUUGAACUGCCACCACAUCUAUAUGCCAUAGCUGACAAUGCCUACCGGGUGAUGUGCAGCGAGUACAACAACCACUUCAUCCUCAUCUCUGGAGAGAGUGGGGCUGGGAAGACAGAGGCAUCCAAGAAGAUCCUGCAGUACUACGCAGUGACCUGUCCCACCACGGAGCAGCUGCAGAUCGUCCGGGACCGGCUGCUCCUUUCCAACCCUGUUCUUGAGGCUUUUGGGAAUGCAAAAACUCUGCGUAAUGACAACUCCAGUAGGUUUGGGAAAUACAUGGACAUCCAGUUUGAUUUUAAGGGAGCGCCAGUGGGAGGGCACAUCCUCAGCUACCUAAUUGAGAAAUCCAGAGUUGUCCACCAAAACCACGGGGAAAGGAAUUUCCAUAUUUUCUACCAGUUGUUGGAGGGUGGAGAGAAGGAUCUUCUGUCCUGGCUCGGGCUGGAGCGCAAUCCCCAGAAGUACACGUAUCUCAUCCAGGGUCGAUGUGCCAAAGUGUUUUCUAUUAAUGACAAGAAUGACUGGAAAAUAGUCCGCAAAGCUUUUUCUAUCAUUGACUUCACUGAGAAAGAUGUCGAGCACCUCUUUGGAAUUGUUGCCAGUGUCCUGCACCUCGGGAACAUUCAGUUUGAAGAGGACAGCAAUGGCCAUGCCAUCAUCCGGGAUGGCACCCAGAUCAAGUGGAUUUCAAAGCUCCUGGGUGCUCACCUGUCCAUCCUGCAGGAAGCUCUCACCCACCGCAAGAUCGAGGCCAGAUCCGAAGAGGUCCUGAGCCCGCUGAACGUGGAUCUGGCAUUCUAUGCUCGGGACGCCGUAGCCAAGGCGAUUUAUGGACGGACUUUCACGUGGCUUGUCAACAAAAUCAACAGCUCUCUGGCCAACAAGGAUUCAACUCAGAAAACAGUUAUUGGCCUGCUGGAUAUCUAUGGCUUUGAAGUGCUGGACACAAACAGCUUUGAGCAGUUCUGCAUUAAUUACUGCAAUGAGAAGCUCCAGCAGCUGCUGAUUGAGAUGACCCUGAAAGCAGAGCAGGAGGAAUACGAACUGGAAGGGAUAGAGUGGGAGCCAAUCCCAUAUUUUAACAACAAAAUCAUCUGUGACUUGGUUGAGCAGAAGCACAAAGGAAUAAUCUCCAUUCUGGAUGAGGAAUGUUUACGGCCUGGGGAAGCGACUGACCUGAGCUUCUUGGAAAAGCUGGAAGAGAAAGUAGGAGAUCAUGCCCACUUCGUGACUCGCAAACUCGCGGACCAGAAAACGCGGAAAUCCAUCGACUGGGUGGAUUUCCGGCUCCUCCACUACGCAGGAGAGGUCACUUACUGUGCUGUUGGAUUUCUGGAGAAGAAUAAUGAUCUGCUGUACAGAAACCUGAAGGAGGUUCUGUGCAACUCCAAGAAUGCCAUCAUUAGAGAUUGUUUCCUCCUGUCAGAGCUGGACAACAGGAGGAGACCAGAGACUAUAUUCAUUCGUUUCCCAAAGACUCUGUUUGCUACAGAAGAUGCCUUUGAGUACAGGAAACAACUGCUGAUUUCAAGACUACAGGCCAAAUACAAAGGAUUCCUUGGGAAAAGAGCAUACCAGAAGAAGAGGAAAGCAGCCAUCAAGCUGGAGGCGUGUUGGCGAGGAGCGCUGGCACGGAAGGAGGCCAAGAAGAGGACGUGGGCAGUUCAGACAAUCAGGAAGUUCAUAACUGGCUUCAUCAAUCGGAAGAAGCCCCUUUGCCCGGAGAACAGGGAGUUUGUGAGGCUUGCCCAGUACAACUACCUGGUGAAGCUCCGAGACCACCUUCCAAAAAAUGUCUUGGACAAGAGCUGGCUCCAACCUCCCUCCAUCCUGGCAGAGACAUCCGAGCUGCUCCAGAAGAUCUGCAUGAGGAACCUGGUGAGGAAAUACUGCCGGGGGGUCACUGCCGAGAGGAAAGCGCAGUUGCAGCAGAAGGUGGUGACCAGUGCUGUUUUCCGAGGGAAGAAGGAGGGAUAUGUCCAGAGCAUCAACCAGCCCUUCCUGGACACACGGCUGAAAGUGAAUGACAUAAACCCCAAAGUGCUGCAGCUCAUCCAAGGGGAGAACAUCAAGUAUGUGACCCCCGUGAUAAAAUAUGACAGGAACGGGUUCAAGGCACGGGAGCGGCUCCUGGUGCUGACCCAGAGCUCGGCCUACGUGGUGGAGGUGGCCAAGGUCAAGCAGAAGAUCGACUACUCCACACUGAAAGGGAUCUCCACCAGUAACCUGAGUGAUGGGAUCGUGGUCAUUCAUGUUCCAGAGGACAACAAACAGAAGGGCGAUGUGAUCCUGCAGUGCGAGCACGUCUUCGAGACGGUGACAAAGCUCUGUAUGUUGGCCAACAAGCAAAGCCUCGUUAAGGUUGUGCAGGGAAGCCUCCGGUUCCGCAUCGGCUCCGGGAAGGAGGGGACGAUGGUGUUCACUGUGGGGAAGGAGCCUCAGGUCUUCAAGGACAAGACUGGACAACUAACAGUGGUGUCAACCCAGGUAAAGUCUUGAUGAGAACCAGUUCCUGUUCCUGGCCCUGCCUUGGCUGGGAGCAGAAAGGAGCCUGCAGGAUGAGACCAGCCCUCACAUCUCCCCUGGAAUCUCUGAUGCCACAGGGCUGCUGUGAU